CUUCUGGCAGGGGGCCCCAUGCGUGGUGUCAUGGAGGCUCAGUCCGCGAGCGGCCAUUGAAGGGAGCGGAGCUGCGCGUUCGGCAGAAACAGCAGCAGGAGGCGAAGAAGGGCCACGUUCCCUCGCCGAUUCGCUGGGGGCCAUUUUUUUAGAAACUCCUCUUAUUAUUUCCAGCCAGAAAAGAGCGCUCUUGGUUGAUAUAAUCCGUGUUGUUUAUUCCUCUCCGUCCUCCCUCAUUCCUCUGAAGGGGAAAAGGAAGAGAGCGCGCGAUGGAGAUGAAGAAGCGCAUCAAUCUGGAGUUGAGGAACCGCGCGCCGGAGAAGGUCACUGAGUUAGUCCUGGACAACUGUCGGUCUAGCAAUGGCGAAAUCGAAGGCCUGAGCGACACAUUUAAAGAGCUAGAGUUCCUCAGCAUGGCCAACGUUGAGCUGACAUCACUGGCCAAACUCCCCGCUUUGAAUAAACUUCGGAAGCUGGAACUGAGUGAUAACCUCAUCUCUGGAGGCCUGGAGGUCCUGGCAGAACGGUGUCCGAAUCUUACGUACCUAAACCUGAGUGGCAACAAAAUCAAGGACCUCAGCACUGUGGAGUCUCUUCAAAAUCUGAAGAAUUUGAAGAGUCUUGAUUUGUUUAACUGCGAAAUCACAAAACCAAAAGAUUACAGAGAAAGUGUGUUUGAGUUGCUUCAGCAAAUAACAUACCUCGACGGGUUUGAUCAAGAUGAUAAUGAGGCCCCUGACUCAGAAGAUGAAGAUGAUGAAGAUGGGGACGAAGAUGAAGACGAGGAAGACGAAGACAAAGCUGGUCCUCCCGGAGAAUACGAGGAGAACGAUGAGGAAGAUGACGACGCUUCGGACUUGGGAGAAGUUGAAGGCGAAGAGGAGGAGGAGGAAGUGGGUCUCUCGUAUUUGAUGAAAGAAGAGAUUCAGGAUGAAGAGGAUGAUGAUGAUUAUGUAGAGGAGAGGGAGAAUGAAGAAGAGGAAGCCGAAGCUCUCCGAGGUGAGAAGAGAAAACGUGCCGCUGAAGACGAAGGCGAUGAGGAUGACGAUUAAGCUGUAGGACAGAGAAAUUAGGACCAGAUUUCAAAUUUGUUGCAGGAUAUGCAAUAGUGAUAUGCAGCCUUGUAUGUCUCCAUGUAUCAUAGGUUUCCCUGCAGAAAACAUUUAAUGUGUUAACUUUUUAUAGGAAGUGUGUUUUGACUCUUUUUUGGCCCUUUUUAUCAUUCCAACUAAGCAGUAAUCGCCCGUUCUCGAUCAUGUGCAGGUAACACUGUUUCCAUCUCUUUUAACCGUUCAACCAGUUGUCUCCCUGGCCUUCUUUUUCUUGCUGCCCCGAGGUUGGAUUCUUUUAUUUUUCCUUACUGGGUUUUCCACGUGAGCAUGCUGUUAGUUCUAGCCACAGUUAGGCAGAUCAGUUUUAAUUUAAAACUUCAAAAGGUAGGACACUACAAAUCAAAUAUAUCACAGUGGGAUAACAAGCUUUUUGGGAGAAAAGCUGGUCAUGGGAGGUGGAACAGGAGCUGUGUGAAAUUAAUAUUACCUUUCCAGCUCAUUUUAAAAGAAUUUCUGUGGAAGACACAUGAAUUUCUUGGCACCUCCCUAGUGAUAUUUUAUUCAAAUGUUUUAAGCAAUGCGUUAGAUCAGCUCCCAGUUUGAGUUUCACUUUUUUCCAAAACAUCUUGAGACAAAAAAAAAUGCCCUUUAGAGGUAACGUACCUAUAGUUCAUUGACCAUUAUACACUAUUGAUUCCCUUUCUGACCAUUAUAUUCCUCAGGAUUAAACAGAGAGCCCAUUAUUUGAGAUGUCUACCUCCUGCUUUAAUUUUAAGAACAGAGAACAUUUUAUCAAAAAAGACUCCUUUAAUCAUGUUAGAAUAGUUAAGAAGGGGGCUUUCCUUCUAGAUCAACUUUUUGAAGCAAGAGUUGGUAGGUUAGUGCUGAAAUUUCUUUUUGGUGGUUCUCCGACCGACUGAACUUUGGAUUUGGGUGGGGCUCAAAGUUAUAUUCAUUCUCCAAAAAAAAAGGGGGGGGCUGUGGAAAAUUGAGGGGGCAGUUGGCAGUUUGCUGGAGGACUGUUAAAAGGAAACUUAAUCAGCAAGGCUUCUCAGUUGACUUCGGGAGGACUUUAGAUAAACAUGUUCAUGCCACGCAUCCAUUGAGUCAAGAGAAAUCUGUUUCUCUUGAAAGCAUAAAAGGGGUGACAACCUGGUUGCUGUUCAUCUUGCUUUCCAUUUGGCAGGUUGCUUUUUAAAAACUAACAGAGACCCAGCGCUCUUUUUUUGGUUCUGGCUUAGGACAGACUUAACUUGUAUUGUUAAAUAAAUAUUUUAACUCAAAUAAUGCGCAGGUGUAUUCAAGAGAAACUAUUUUUUUAUUAUCCUGUCCUGCCUGGGAGAAGCUGUUGUCCCUAAUUUCAGGGUGAAAAUAAAAAGGGGUAUUUUUGCAUAGCGGGAGUUGGCCUGUACUGUGUUUGCUUGUGAAUAUAAAUAAAGAUGCUACAUGCCGCUGGCAACUCUUUAUAAAUUACAUUAGGCUCCUGAUUUAGCUUUGGUGGUAUGGCGUUUGAGAAGAGCAGCAAACAAAUCUGGUAUGGUUUUUCCCCCUUGGAUUUCUCAUUCGUGGCACAACGAAUAUCAAAGACAUUUGAACGGAAGGGAAUGCAGGAAGUCAUUUAGUAGAAAUUCUGGGUAUUUUUGGAGAAUCAUGAGCAAAGCUUUAUCCCAAUACUGUUGCUACAUUUGUGUACGGAGGAUGAUUUAAAAAAACUUUUUUAAAAGUUCUAGAGGUUCUGUGUUUAAAGCCACUGGCUUUAGCAUUAAUCCAGGUUUCUUGAGGUGGUAUCUUUUUUUCUUCCCUCUUAUGCUUUUAUGUUCAAUUUAGGUUUUAGAAAAUAAUGAAAAGUAUCUUUGAAAGUAAAUGAAAAGUACUCAAAAGUGGUAACUUGCUUGCAAUAUACUUCUAUUGUGGCCACCGUCCUAUUGUUUAGAUUGUAAACAAGGAGUUGAUUUUCCCCCUCAAAUAAAAGGGUCUUUGCUCCAAUUGUAUCCUUUUGCUGGAAGUUGGAAGAGAGGCAUCUUUGAAUUGGGUUUCAAAAUACUGAUACCAAGUUUUUUAAAAAGCGCUGAUGGUUUGAAAUGAUGGCAAAUAUUUUGCAUUCAGUCACUUUCAAAUCUUGACAGCUUUAGCAGAGCGAAACCAAACCAAGCUUAUCCAUGGCACACCUAUAAAUAGGUUUACAGCUUCUCUCUAGAGAUUUUUGUCUCCUAAAGGUAAUACAACCAGCUAAAUACAUUGCCACAGUUUUUGAGAUUUGUGUAGUCCAAAUAUUAGAGUGUUGUUGCUUUUUGUUUGUUUGCUUGUUUUUUUGUUUUAGGACAGCAAAGAGUUAACACAGAGCCUCUGGAUAACUUUUGAUAUUUUGGGGGAUUUCUUUUUUUCCUUUUUUUCCUGGUUUGGUGGGUUCUUUAAUGAAAAUACGUCAGGGUGGGUUUUAUAUUUUGUAGAGAUUUUGUCCUAUUCGAAUGCUCUUUAUAUGGCAGUAUGUAUAUAGUGUGUUCAAUUUCCUUUUCAAAUUCUAAGAAGAAAAAGACACCAACUUGGAAGAGUUUCUUUUUUUUGUGCGCAACUGUGUUUUAAAAAAAUAAAAGCCAUGACAGUGUUAAAUAAAUAACAGGUUCCUACAGCACACUUCUGAUGGAUUUUUAGUUGUUAACAGAAUGUGAGUGUUUUUUUCCCCUGUGUGGUGUAAAUUUUAAAUUAAAAGAUUUUCAAUCUAAA
Messenger RNA from Anolis carolinensis (green anole), 3776 nucleotides. RefSeq names its product acidic nuclear phosphoprotein 32 family member E (gene anp32e). The transcript is spliced from 7 exons. Gene Ontology annotation, molecular function: phosphatase inhibitor activity; histone binding. The coding region runs from base 270 to 1052 and encodes 260 amino acids. Gene Ontology annotation, cellular component: nucleus. The record is from RefSeq and is a predicted model, not a curated record. NCBI's taxonomy places the organism in Eukaryota, Metazoa, Chordata, Lepidosauria, Squamata, Anolidae. Gene Ontology annotation, biological process: regulation of apoptotic process.